Molecule: messenger RNA, 612 nt
Organism: Fusarium subglutinans
Lineage: Eukaryota; Fungi; Ascomycota; Sordariomycetes; Hypocreales; Nectriaceae
Exons: 2
Coding region: 1-612 (203 amino acids)
Source: RefSeq, a predicted model, not a curated record
AUGCGAAUACGACUCCCGGUUGCAGGCGUCUUCCUGCUCCUACUCCUCAUUGCCGCCUACGCUGGAUUGACUUCAAUACAACUUGGCCAAUAUGUCAACGACAAGGUGCUGCACUUCACCACCUUCUUUGCGCUUACCGUUGCGUUUUACUGGAUUGUCGAUACGAAUCGAAGACGUGUUAUGAAUAUGACUUUGGUCGUUUGCACAAUCGUUCUUGGUGUCGGUUCCGAAUUCGUCCAAAGCUUCCUCGAUAACGGUCGGGAGUUUGAUCUAUACGACAUUAUUGCAAAUGUGAUAGGAAGUUUGUUAGGUGUUGGUCUUUGCUCGUGGUACCACAAGCGUAUGCUCGAGCGCAAGCGACGUAGACGUUACAGUGCUGUUCCUGGCGAAGAGCAGGGUGAUGUUGAGCUCGGCGAGGGUCACGAGUCUGGCGUCGUGGAAGGAAAUAGUCGCUCUCAAACGUUGGAAGAGGAGGUGGAUAACUGGGACGAGAACGAGAUCGAUGAUGACUGGGACGAGGACGAAACACAUCAGACUUCAACCAACACUAAGGCGUUGGAAAGUAACGCGGACAAUGGUGACUUGGGAGAUACAAAGAAGCGAAUGGACUAA